This is a messenger RNA of Penicillium cinerascens, 621 nucleotides long. RefSeq lists its product as uncharacterized. The transcript has a single exon. The record is from RefSeq and is a predicted model, not a curated record. Gene Ontology annotation, cellular component: mitochondrion. Bases 1 to 621 code for a protein of 206 amino acids. Lineage: Eukaryota; Fungi; Ascomycota; Eurotiomycetes; Eurotiales; Aspergillaceae.
AUGGCAUCUCAGCGUCCGGCGAGCUUUCUUCGCCGUUUCCGUCUCCGAGCGACAGGGCCUCGAACGCUGCGGCGAAACCUGUCCUCUCCUCCGUCGAAACCCGCCCCGUCAAGCUCAAAAGACUCCCAGUCUCGCCUCCACCGAUUCAAUGACCGCCUACCACGCUUCCUCCGAACCUACACUACACCCUUACUGCGGGCGCCGGUGACGCAUAUCACGUCUUUUCUGAUCCUCCACGAAAUCACCGCUCUGCUGUCGCUCUUCGGAUUGGUUGGUGCAUUUCAUUAUGGGACUUGGAUGCCAGACCUCGCGUCUGAAACUGGCGAGAGCAAUGCUUUUGACAAAGGGGCCGCGCGGUUCGGGCGCUGGUUGAGGAAGAAAAGCUGGGUCGAUGAAUCCGAUGUGACCACUGUCGCGGAUCAUGAAGCGAACGGGCUAGCCCCUCGUGAAAAAGAACGGGCAGGCGUACGGUUGGUGCUCGAGUUCGCGACGGCUUAUGCGAUUACAAAGGCUUUACUACCCGUUCGUCUGGCUGCUAGUGUAUGGGCGACGCCUUGGUUUGCGCGCACCGUCCUGGCACCGACAACCCGGCUGGCCAGGGGGCUAGUGGGAAAGAGCUAA